Messenger RNA from Mugil cephalus (flathead mullet), 2943 nucleotides. RefSeq names its product dynein, cytoplasmic 1, light intermediate chain 1 (gene dync1li1). Gene Ontology annotation, biological process: microtubule-based movement; microtubule cytoskeleton organization. Gene Ontology annotation, molecular function: dynein heavy chain binding. The coding region runs from base 161 to 1618 and encodes 485 amino acids. Lineage: Eukaryota; Metazoa; Chordata; Actinopteri; Mugiliformes; Mugilidae. The transcript has 13 exons. Gene Ontology annotation, cellular component: cytoplasmic dynein complex; centrosome. The record is from RefSeq and is a predicted model, not a curated record.
CCUUGCGGAUGAGAUCGCUUCAUGUCUGGAGCAGAGACCCCUGCUUUGUGCGGGCGGACCACGCCCCGACCCCGGCGUACCGUGCCGUGCUGUACCGUGCGGUACACACCAGGCUAGGAUAGCGCGGUGCCGCUACAUCCGGUUUACAAACCCUGGGAAGAUGGCGACCACAGGGAGGAGUGCACUAUUAUCCUCCACCUCAACUGGACCUAAGAGCACACUGGAUAACUCCAACCCAGAGGAGGACGAUGGCCAGGACUUAUGGUCCACGAUCCUGAGCGAAGUGUCAACCCAUUCAAGGUCCAAGCUACCGUCGGGGAAGAAUGUCCUGGUCAUGGGUGAGGUGGGUUCGGGGAAGACCACCUUGGUUGCAAAGCUACAGGGGGUUGAAGAGUACAUGAAAGGCCGUGGCCUGGAAUACCUCUACUUCAGUGUCCACGACGAUGACAUUGACGAUCACACUAGGUGUAAUGCUUGGGUAUUAGAUGGAGACCUUUACCACAAAGGUCUGCAAGGAGUAGCUGUACCGGUGGACUCUAUCGACAACACGUUGCUGCUUAUAGUGGUUGACAUGUCGCGGCCGUGGAACGCCCUGGACUCCCUCCAGAAGUGGGCCGCCGUUGCUAGGGAACACAUCGACAAACUUCGAGUCGCCCCGGAAAAGCUGCGGGAGCUGGAGCACAGACUUGUAAAACAGUUCCAAGAGUACACAGAGCCAGGUAGUGGGGAGGACGGCACACCGCAGAGAAGGAGUGAAGACGAGGAGGGCGUGCUGUUGCCGUUAGGAGACAACACACUCACGCACAACCUGGGAAUACCAAUGGUGGUGGUGUGCACUAAGUGUGACGCUAUCAGCACGCUGGAGAAGGAGCACGAUUACAGGGACGAACACCUGGACUUCAUCCAGUCCCACAUCAGACGUUUCUGUCUGCAGUACGGCGCCUCUCUGCUUUACACGUCGGUGAAAGAGAUGAAGAACUUGGACAUAUUGUACAAAUACCUGGUCCACAGACUCUACGGCUUUCCCUUCCACUGCCCAGCGCAAGUGGUGGAAAGAGAUGCCGUUUUCAUUCCAUCAGGUUGGGACAAUGAGAAGAAGAUUGCUAUACUUCACGAGAACUUCCAGACGGUAAAAGCAGAAGACAGCUUUGAGGACGUAAUAGUCAAACCACCAGUCAGAAAGAUUGUACACGAAAAGGAGAUUCAGGCAGAAGAUGACCAAGUGUUUCUGGUAAAACUGCAGUCGCUGCUCGCCAAACAGCCCGCUGUGACAGCAGGGCGACCAGUGGACACCACUAGCAGAGCACCCACAGGCUCCCCCAGGACGAGUAAUCGCUCUGCAGCGGCCAAUGUGGCGAACGCUAUGCCGCAGUCGGGUCAGACCAGCGAGGGUGUGCUGGCCAACUUCUUCAACAGCCUACUGACAAAGAAAGCCGGGACAGGAGGACCUGGCACAUCGGGUGGCGGUAACAACACCCCAGGAACUGUACGGAAGUCAGGUUCGAAGCUGGGCUUGAGCGAGGUCCAGGCGGAGUUGGACCGCAUAUCCAACCGGGAGACUGACUCAGAUUUGUCCAAUGCCAACGACACCCCUGCCACCGACGGCCAGGACACAUGAAGACCAACACGCUUCUCCCCCCCUGCUCUACUUCUCUGCCCCCUCCUCCACCGCCACCACCUCAGUCACCGUCCACCCCCUCCCCACCCCACCCCCCUUCUUCCCUCCACUCUCACCCUCCACUCCAUCGUAAAGACGUGGAGGACAGGGAUGGGUGGACUUACAGUUUGUCCUCCCCGUCGUCGUUCACUUCCUCCUCGAAGAGAAGAACUUGCCCUCUCCUCCCCUCUGCCUCUUCCCGCACCUUGUUCCCACCCACCUCCUCUUUUUCCUCCCGGCUGUUACACCGCGGACAAAUAUUUGUCACUGUUACUUACAAGACUGUCUGUUACAUGAGCGCAUAUGGGUAAGGGGGGGGUGCGAUAGGGGGGAGGGGGGUACGAAGAAGCGAGAGGUGGGUUGAAAAAGAUUGAUUGCAAGGGUGUUUUGUCCAUCCAUUUACUGCGAUGGUACAGUUAGCGUUUUUACUGUAGGAAAUACUGGGGGCGCAUGUUGAACAAGCCGCACUUAGGUAAUGUAGGGAUGAGUGUGUGACUGUGUGUUUCACGUAUGUGGGGGAUGUCACGGCCAGAGGAAGAGAUUGAGAACAAAAAAAAAAAUGCCUGAUACAAAAUUGCAAACUUUUUUUUUGUAAGAUGAAGGGAAAAAUACCAGUAUUUGUAUGUUUGUGUGUGUGUGUGUGUGUGUGUAUGUGUGUGUGUGUGUGUGUGAGAAUUGGCUUGUAUGAAUGAGGCAGAUGGAGCAUAUGAAGGAAUUUCAACCUAGGCCAGUUAGUCGACAGAUUUUUGGCUGUUUGCAUUUCAUCCAAAUGGCAAAAAAAAUGACAUUACUAUGCUCUUACACUACAAACUCUUGAAACAGCGCAGACUUUAUUAUUAAAGCAGCACGUGUCUGCUAGACUACAUAAACCAAACCUAAAAAAAGGAAAAGCAAAAAAAAUAAAUUAAAAAAAAUAAUAAAAAAAUAAAACUUGACAUUAACACACACUAAGGUCCGUCAGUUCUGCAGAUGGCCAGACUGCCCCUUGAGGUACCACAUACAUUUCAAACUUGUAGAUGACAGACAGUGCACUGAAGGAGGGAGGGUGGGUAGUUGGGCUUUACUUGUACAGAAAGAAGCACUAGUGAUUAAGUUCCAUAGUUACUGCUGGCAGGGUGAUGGUUGGGUAAAGGGGGUCAGUACAUGGGGGAGGGGGGCGUCACAUCAAGAAUGUACAGUCAUUGUCUCGCUGAUUGGUCCUGUUAUUUCAGAGCUCUGUGUUGGCGUUUGUAUAAUCAGAUCUGUCAAUCGGUCAAAUAAAAGGUGUAUUUAUUCGGAUUCAUCCA